GGCGCCGAUGGCGGGGGGCAGCAGCAGCAGCGCGGGGGGCGCCGGGGCCCGCGGGCGGGCUAGUUCCCGGCUGGACGGGCUGUUUCUGCGGCGGUUCCUGCGGCUCCUGGCCGUGCUCUUUCCCGGGUGGCCCUCCCCGAGCGCCCUCAUGUUCCUGACGCUGCUCGGUGUCGCCUUGCUGGAGCAGCUGGUUAUUUACCAGGUCGGCGUCAUCCCCAGCCAGUACUAUGAAGUCCUAGGGAACAAGGACUUCUCCGGAUUCAAAACAUUGACUGCCGUUGCUGUGACUCUGAUCAUUGUGAACUCCACGCUAAAAAGUUUCGACCAGUGUAUCUGCAACAUGAUGUAUGUGAACUGGAGGAAAUCCCUCACUGAAUACCUCCACAGCUGCUACUUCCAAGGCCAGGUCUACUACAACCUGCUCGUGCUGCGUGAGGACAUCGAUAACCCGGACCAGCGCAUCAGCCAGGAUGUGGAGAGGUUCUGCAGGCAGCUCAGCUCCAUGGCCAGCAAGCUCGUCAUCUCACCCUUCACACUGGCCUACUACACAUACCAGUGCUUUCACAGCACUGGCUGGCUAGGCCCGGUGAGCAUCUUUGGGUAUUUCAUCAUUGGGACGAUGAUUAACAAAGUGUUGAUGAGCCCAAUUGUGUCUAAACUUGUGCAACAGGAAAAACUGGAGGGAGAUUUCAGGUUCAAGCACAUGCAGAUUCGUGUCAAUGCAGAACCAGCUGCUUUUUACAGGGCUGGGCGAGUGGAGCACAUGCGCACAAACCGGAGGCUGCAGAGCCUGCUGAAGACCCAGAGAGAGCUGAUAGGCAAGGAGCUGUGGCUAUACAUUGGGAUCAACACCUUUGAUUACCUGGGCAGCAUCCUGAGCUACGUGGUCAUUGCCAUUCCCAUCUUUUCUGGUGUCUACGGUGACCUGAGUCCAAUAGAGCUCAGUGCCCUUGUCAGCAAGAAUGCCUUUGUUUCCAUCUACCUCAUUGGCUGCUUCAGCCAGCUCAUAGAUCUCUCCAGCACUGUUACUGAUGUAGCUGGCUACACACACAGGAUUGGUGAACUGCAGGAGACCUUGCUGAGCCUUGGCAGAAAAGAAAAUGGUAACUACUCAGAAGCCAAAACCAGUUGGGAUUUGGAUGGCAACCAUUCUGGGGAGGAGCCAGUGCCAAGGGACACAGCUUUCCUUCUGGAGCGAGUGACACUCUCAGUACCAUCCUCUGGCAAGCUGCUCAUCAAGGACUUGAACCUCAGGAUCUCACAAGGAAACAGCGUGAUGAUUGUGGGAAACACUGGUACAGGGAAGACAUCUCUCCUGAGGGUCCUUGGAGGGCUCUGGGAGAGCACACGGGGGAGCAUCAGCAUGCUGACCUGCUUUGGCCCCCGAGGAGUGGUGUUCCUACCACAGAGGCCCUUCUUCACUGACGGAAGCCUGCGUGAGCAGGUGAUCUAUCCCCUGAAGGAGAUCUAUCCACUUUCAGGGUCUGCAGAUGAUGAGAGGAUUGUGCGAUUCCUGGAGCUGGCUGGGCUGACUGAUUUGCUGGCAAGGGCUGGAGGACUGGAUGAACAGGUGGACUGGAACUGGUAUGACAUCCUGUCCCCAGGGGAGAUGCAGAGGCUCUCAUUUGCACGGCUCUUCUACCUCCAGCCAAAAUAUGCAGUGUUAGAUGAAGCCACCAGCGCCUUGACAGAAGAGGUGGAACAUGAACUGUACCGUAUGUGCCUUCAGCUGGGCAUGACACUGAUUAGUGUGGGACACAGACCCAGCCUGGAAAAGUUCCACAGCUGGAUUUUGAAACUUCAUGGGGAGGGAAGAUGGGAGCUCACUCGAUGUGAGAAGUUGAAGCGGCUCCCCUCUGAAGAAGGAUACUGAAGAACAUGCCCCUUGUCUGGCCAGCCACAGAACCUGCACAUGUGUGGAAGAGCUCUCAGUAGCAGACAUGGAGCUGCCAAACCAGCAGCUGUGUCAAACAGUGCAAGACCAGUUCUGGAUUUUGCUGAUGGACAGAGUAUGUCUGAAUACAUGGUGUGGAGUUCUGCCAAGAGUCGGCAUAACCAUGCCACCCUUCUCCCAGCCUCUUUCUUCCUCCCUGGCUCUCACAAGAGAAAGGAGCUGAGCUCCUAGGCCACCCUGAGAGAAGAUGCUGCCUCGUGGGUCUUGUAGAAACAACAGCCAGAGAAACCUCCACUUUGUCUGGGAUACAUUGGUGUGAGGCUAGAAUGCAGCCUCCUCUUCUGCCCUCUGUGCCUUCUGAGGAACUCUGUCUUGGAUACACAGCUCUGCAGAACAGAUUUAUGUACCUUGUGGCUCUGUUGAGAAUUGUGUUUGCCAGCAGGAGACAAGGGCAUGAGAAUGCUAGCACAGGGCACGUCUCUGCUCUCUUUGUAAUACACGGCUACAGGUGAAAGGAACAUUUUUGUAUUAAAAUCUGGGGCCUGUUUUCACACUGUU
This is a messenger RNA of Agelaius phoeniceus (red-winged blackbird), 2452 nucleotides long. RefSeq names its product ATP binding cassette subfamily D member 4 (gene ABCD4). NCBI's taxonomy places the organism in Eukaryota, Metazoa, Chordata, Aves, Passeriformes, Icteridae. The record is from RefSeq and is a predicted model, not a curated record. Gene Ontology annotation, biological process: fatty acid beta-oxidation; very long-chain fatty acid catabolic process; peroxisome organization. Gene Ontology annotation, molecular function: long-chain fatty acid transmembrane transporter activity; ATP hydrolysis activity; ATP binding. Gene Ontology annotation, cellular component: peroxisomal membrane.